AUGGCCAGCGCGGGCGGGGAUCCGGGCCGGGCCGCGCUCUCCAAGCUGCAGUUCGCUCCCUUCAGCAGCGCCCUGGACGCGGGAUUCUGGCACGAGCUCACCCAGAGGAAACUCAACGAGUACCGGCUGGACGAGACCCCCAAGGUCAUCAAGGGCUACUACUACAAUGGUGAUCCUUUGGGUUUGCCAGCUCGAUUGACACUGGAGUUCAGUGCCUUUGAUAUGAAUGCUUCAAUACCAGCACGUUGCUGUCCUGCUUUUGGAACGUUGUAUAACACCAACACUUUGGAGACUUUCAAAUCCUGUGAUAAGAAAGCGCUUCUGGACAAGGAAGCAAAUGAGAUCUGGGAAUCAAUCAAAUCUGGAGCUGCUCUGGAGAACCCAAUGCUCUUGAACAGGUUCCUGCUGUUGACAUUUGCAGAUUUAAAAAAGUAUCAUUUCUAUUACUGGUUUUGCUACCCUGCUCUCUGCUUCCCUGAUGGAAUUCAUAUCACUCAGAAACCUGUGUGUCUUGGGGACAGGUUCUCACUGAAUCAGAUUCAAGCUCUGCAGAAAGCCUAUGAUGACCUUUGCCAGGAGGAGGGGGUGACAGCCCUGCCUUAUUUUUUAAUUAAGUAUCAUGAUAAUUCUGUCAUGAUAUCCCUGCUGAAAAGGUGGGAUGGCUUCUUUCCAGACCAAGGAGAAAAGGUGACAGUUGGAGUUUAUGAUCCCUGUAAUUUAUCCCAGUAUCCAGGAUGGCCACUGAGAAACUUCCUGAUCCUGGCAGCCCACAAAUGGGGCAGUGCUCUGCAGAGGGUUGAAGUGCUCUGCUUCAGGGACAGGACCAUGCAGGGGGUGAGAGACAUCACACACAGCAUCAUCUUUGAAAUCCAACUGCCAGAGACACCCCUGGGCCCAGAUUGUCCAAAAGCUGUUGGAUGGGAGAAAAACCAAAAGGGAGGCAUGGGACCAAGGAUGGUGAAUCUCAGUGAAUGCAUGGAUCCAAAAAGGUUGGCAGAAUCAUCCGUGGAUCUGAAUUUGAAGUUGAUGUGCUGGAGGUUGGUGCCUACUCUGGAUUUGGAAAAGAUUGUGACUGCCAAGUGUCUGCUGCUGGGAGCUGGCACCCUGGGCUGUAGUGUUGCAAGGACCUUGAUGGGCUGGGGAGUGAGGAAAAUCACUUUUGUGGACAAUGCCAAGAUCUCCUACUCCAACCCCGUGCGGCAGCCGCUCUACGAGUUCGAGGAUUGCCUGAGUGGGGGCAAGCCCAAGGCUCUGGCAGCAGCAGAAAGGCUGCAAAAAAUCUUCCCUGGAGUGAGCUCUGAAGGUUACAACAUGAGCAUCCCCAUGCCAGGCCACCCAGUGAAUUUUUCAGAGGUGACAAUGGCCCAGGCUCAGAAGGAUGUGGCCAAGCUUGAGGAGCUCAUUGAUGGCCACGAUGUUGUGUUCCUGCUCAUGGACACUCGGGAGAGUCGCUGGCUGCCUGCUGUCAUUGCAGCCAGCAAGAGGAAGUUGGUCAUCAAUGCUGCCUUGGGAUUUGACACUUUUGUUGUUAUGAGACAUGGCCUAAAGAAGCCAAAACAGCAACAAACUGAUGAUUCACAUUUCAGCAACGCCUCUGCUUCCUCUGAUCUGCUGGGAUCCUCACUCUUCUCAAAUAUCCCUGGCUAUAAACUGGGCUGCUACUUCUGCAAUGAUGUGGUGGCACCAGGGGAUUCCACCCGGGAUCGCACUCUGGACCAGCAGUGCACGGUCAGCCGCCCUGGGCUGGCCAUGGUGGCUGGAGCCCUGGCAGUGGAGUUGAUGGUUUCUGUCCUGCAGCAUCCAGAAGGUGGUUAUGCUGUGGCCAGCAGCAGUGAUGACAGAAUGAAUGAACCACCCACUUCCCUUGGGCUUGUUCCUCACCAGAUCCGAGGAUUUUUAUCCAGAUUUGAUAAUGUUCUGCCAGUCAGCCUGGCAUUUGAUAAGUGUACAGCCUGCUCAGCCAAGGUCCUUGACCAGUAUGAAAGAGAAGGAUUUAAUUUCUUAGCUAAAGUUUUUAAUUCUUCACAUUCCUUCUUGGAAGACUUGACAGGUCUGACUUUAUUACACCAGGAGACACAGGCUGCUGAGAUCUGGGACAUGAGUGAUGAUGAAACGGUUUGAAAUCAGGUGCUGAGGAGGAGGAGGAGGAUGCUCUGGGCUGCAGCCCUGCCUUUUAUCUCUGCUUUGAGGAGUUAAUGAUUGCUUACCCCUCCUGACUGCUGCAAAGACAAACAAACAGAACCCACGUUUUGCCAUGAAUAACUUCACUUUCAAAGCAGUCUCUUAUGGACAGAACUCACCAUGUUUUCAUUUUUAUUGUGUAAAUAACUGGAGCAAUGUGCUUGUGUUUAAA
This is a messenger RNA of Sturnus vulgaris (Common starling), 2353 nucleotides long. RefSeq names its product autophagy related 7 (gene ATG7). Gene Ontology annotation, biological process: piecemeal microautophagy of the nucleus; autophagosome assembly; C-terminal protein lipidation. Gene Ontology annotation, cellular component: phagophore assembly site; cytoplasm. Lineage: Eukaryota; Metazoa; Chordata; Aves; Passeriformes; Sturnidae. The record is from RefSeq and is a predicted model, not a curated record. Gene Ontology annotation, molecular function: Atg8 activating enzyme activity; Atg12 activating enzyme activity.